AUGAACCCAAGCAAGCGGGCAGCAAAGCAAAUCCCAAAUGCAGCAGACGGGACGUGCGAAUGGAUAUACUCACAGCCCAUAUUCAGGAAUUUCCUCGUCAACACAUUCCCCGACAACUAUCUCCCGCUUUUCGUCAUAACCGCGGAGCCCUGGUGUGGGAAAACGGUGCUGGCGCGCUUCCUUGUUAAAACUCUGCCUAACAGAAUUGCGGCGGAAUCGAAGAUCUACCACCAUUUUUUCGGAAACGACGAUGACGACAGGUUCUUGAAUGUCAUACAGCAGAUAGAACGCGAGCUCAAGCAGCGAGCAGACGAGGCUGUCAAGCCUCGGGGAGAAGUUAUCUGCAUACUCGAUGCUUUGGAUGAAUGUAAAGACAAGCGUGUCGAUAUCAAAAGACUAGAGGUAAUUAAAUCGGCCCACCAGUCACCGAAUCGCAUAUGUCUCAAGGUCAUAGCGAUAGCUAGGGAUGACUGGUAUAAUCGCUGGUAUAAUUCAAACUGCGAUAUGAUUCCCCGUCUACCGGAUAACGAGCAGAUCCCACCAGAAGUUGUCCGGAUGGAAUUCGCGAACGACUUCAGCAUGGUCGUCGGUGACCGAAUCGAGCGUCUCGGCAUCCACGGCCAUCUCGACCAGAUUCAGCAAGAUCUCCAGCUUGACGGGACCACCGAAAGCCCCUACCUGUGGGCUAACGUUGUCUUCGACGUUCUCGGCGAGCUGCACGGGAGCAACUUCGAGGCCAUGGGGUGGGGGCGUAGAAUUGCUUCAUCCAAAGAACAUUACACAAUCUAUAAGAAAAUGCUGAAGCCUUUCGCAGGAAACGGGCUGCACACGCCGCAGUUAAAGGGUCACGAGCAUCCCUUAUAUGAGACUGUGAGGAAAUUGCUCCUCGAACACCUGCAGACCCUCCUGGGGGUUGAGUCACCGAAACUGAGGUUUCGCUGGCACCCAGACGGAGCACAGAGAGAAAUAUCAAAACAUGCUGUGAGUGUGGACGGGCCGACGUUGGCUGUCGUCGGGAACAAGCUCUACGCCGUGUGGCGCGCCCACGACGAUCGCGUUUCUCUGUGGUGGGCCCGCAUAGACAAGUUGAAUGGAGAAUGGUCGAAGCCCGAGCAAAUCGGAGGUGCUAAAACCGAUGCGCGGCCGUCUAUUGCUCCUAUGGGCAACAAGCUUUUUGCACUGUGGAAAGAUUCGAGCGGAGAAAAGCUGGUAUACUCAAUACUGGACUGCAGCGCCGAAAGGCCUGCAUGGGAUCCGCCUGUACACACCAAGUUUGGAAGCAGAACCGGACCCGCGGUAACGUCGUUGGGUAAAGAUAAGGUCGCUGCGGUGUGGAGUUGUACUCGGGGCGAUGAGCUCCUGUGGCGUGCUGAGUAUGAUAGUAGUUCGCCCGAGGAACAUGGGCGCUGGACUUCACAGUAUCCUGAUUAUAUCGAUAUUGAUACCGAAUCGCGUCCUGCGCUAGUAUCCUGUCGUGAGCGGCGCUAUCUGGCAUGGAGAAGCUGCGCUGCCGAGACCAAAGGAGAGAUAUUUGUGUCACUCCGCAACCCAGGCUCUGAUGUCUCCGAAGCGCCGUUGUCAGUCCAGCGGCAUUGCCACAGCAACGCGGCGCCAUCCUUAGCCAGAUACAAGGACAAGGUCUACGUGGGGUGGAGGGGGAAAGGUAAUGAUUUUGGUAUAUGGCUCACCUCCCUGGAUCGUAGCGAGAAAACUGCCCAUUUCGACCUUCCGCAGCGACUAGAUGUCUCGCUAACAGAUAGUACCCCGGCACUGGUCGAGUGGGGGGAUAAAUUCGUACUUGCUUGGAAAGGGGGGUGGGAUAAUGACACCCGUUUAUGGUGGGGAUACGGGACUUUUUAUCGAGAAAUCAUUACCUUUUUCUAA
This is a messenger RNA of Hypoxylon fragiforme, 1884 nucleotides long. RefSeq lists its product as uncharacterized. NCBI's taxonomy places the organism in Eukaryota, Fungi, Ascomycota, Sordariomycetes, Xylariales, Hypoxylaceae. The transcript has 2 exons. The record is from RefSeq and is a predicted model, not a curated record. The coding region runs from base 1 to 1884 and encodes 627 amino acids.